UGUCGCGCUGGUCGGGCGUAUCUGUCAAAUAUUGUAAAAAAAAACUUUUUUAGUGUUUAUAACAAGAUUACGAAGUGUUUAACGUCGAAAAUGACUCUAAUAAGCGUAAAAACAACUGUUAUAUAUGUAUAGCGCGUUGUAAGAGAUUCGUGUGUGUCAAAAUGUCUUCCAAAGUGUUUGUAUUGUUGGUUGUGUGCGGUGUUGUGUCAGCUAAUCCCGAUGCAAAGAGGCUGUAUGACGAUCUUCUGAGCAAUUAUAACAGACUGAUUCGGCCUGUCGAUAAGAAUAAUAACACUGUGCUUGUCAAAUUGGGGCUACGUUUGUCGCAGCUAAUUGACCUGAAUCUAAAGGACCAGAUCCUGACUACGAACGUUUGGCUCGAACAUGAAUGGGAGGACCACAAAUUUAAAUGGGACCCCCUGGAAUACGGCGGUGUGAAAGAACUUUAUGUGCCCUCCGAGCACAUUUGGCUUCCGGAUAUCGUUCUGUAUAACAAUGCCGACGGAGAGUACGUAGUGACAACGAUGACCAAAGCAGUUCUCCACCACACCGGAAAAGUUCUGUGGACUCCGCCCGCCAUCUUCAAGUCUUCCUGUGAGAUCGACGUGCGGUACUUCCCGUUUGACCAGCAAACUUGCUUCCUCAAAUUUGGAUCCUGGAGCUAUGAUGGAGAUCAGAUCGAUUUGAAGCACAUAAACCAGAAGAAGGGAGACAUGGUGGAGGUGGGUAUAGACCUGCGUGAAUACUACCCCUCAGUGGAGUGGGACAUCCUCGGGGUGCCGGCCGAGCGCCACGAGAGGUACUACCCCUGCUGCCAGGAGCCAUACCCGGAUAUUUUCUUCAACAUCACCUUGCGAAGGAAAACCUUAUUCUACACAGUGAACCUCAUAGUCCCUUGCGUUGGCAUAUCAUAUCUGUCUGUCCUUGUAUUUUACUUACCAGCUGACUCCGGCGAAAAGAUCGCUUUGAGCAUAUCCAUCCUGCUUUCGCAAACCAUGUUCUUCCUCCUAAUUUCGGAGAUCAUUCCUUCAACAUCCCUAGCUUUGCCGUUACUGGGAAAAUAUCUCCUAUUCACAAUGUUACUUGUUGGUCUCUCUGUUGUUAUAACCAUUGUGAUACUCAACGUACAUUAUAGAAAACCCAGUACCCACCAAAUGGCGCCUUGGGUUAGGAAAUUCUUUAUAACCAAAUUGCCGAAGUUGCUGUUAAUGAGAGUGCCAAAGGAUUUGUUGAGAGACUUGGCAGCGCAGAAGAUAGCCGGGAGGAGUAUGAAGAAGAAUAAAUUUAAAGAUGCUUUGGCUGCGGAUCAGACCAAUUCGAACGCCUCAAGCCCUGACUCCUUGCGUCAUCAUCUACCUGGUGGAUGUAAUGGCUUACACUCAACUACAGCUACUAACAGGUUCAGCGGUCUAGUCGGAGCGCUGGGCAGCCUCGGCGCAGGGUACAACGGACUGCCUUCAGUCAUGUCCGGGUUGGACGACUCUCUCAGUGACAUCACCCCUCGCAAGAAGUACCCGUUCGAGCUGGAGAAGGCCAUCCACAACGUCAUGUUCAUACAGCACCAUAUGCAACGGCAGGAUGAGUUCAAUGCGGAAGACCAGGACUGGGGCUUCGUGGCCAUGGUGCUGGACCGUCUGUUUCUCUGGAUCUUCACCAUCGCCUCCAUCGUGGGCACUUUCGCCAUACUGUGCGAAGCGCCCUCUCUUUAUGACGACACCAAGCCCAUUGACAUGGUGCUCUCAUCUGUAGCACAACAGCAGUUCUUGCCCGUGGACAGCGGAGACUCUUAAACUAAAUUUGUCAUAGAUUGUCUUCAGAUGAACCGAAUAUGUUCAUGUCUGGACUUAGGUCUUAGGUACUUCUAUGGCAUGGCGUUCUAUGUAGAAAGUCAAGUGCGCAUCGUAUAUAUCGGACGCAUCGCAUCAAACGGAUUUUAAAUUUUAUUGGAUCAGUGGACGCACUUGUAUGAGUUUCUAUACAAAGAAUACUAAAAUCCGUUUGAAGCUAUGCGUCCGAUACGUACCUACGAUAUGGAUUUGUGGACGCUAUCCAUUAAGCACCACUUUGCACAGAAAUUAUAGCUUUUCAACUUCGUUCGUAACACUCCCGAUGGUCCACGCGGGCCGGGGGGCGUGUAGCGAUCAACGAAAAACCCACGACUUACUAUUCCCCCGUCGCCCGCAUAUCAUGGGAGUGUCAUCAACGAACUUGCCAGAUUAUAGAAAUGUCACCACGGUUGUUUGAAAUUACAACCACAGACAGGGACUGUCUGUCUUUCUAGGUACUUUUCUAUUUACUCCAACACCUGUUAUAUAAAAACAGUGUUAUUUAGGUAGGUAUUCGUAUAUAACUUUUUUUUAAUCAGUCUCAAACAGAACACUGAAUCUCCAUUUUUGAAGUUAGAAAUAAUAGAAAUAGAUAUAAGUUUAUUUCGUCAAAUAACUAUAACACAAGAAGUACACACAGAAAAUAAAAGAAACUUAUAUGACAUAUGACAUUGUGCACUGUUUAGUGAAAUACUGUGUUGCAGCUAUUAACGCACAUCUCUGGAGAUACAAUCUUAGGGUGGCCGCUCACUGACAAUUUUUAGUUGGCCGAUAGUUGGACGACUUUUUAAUUUUACGUGAUUUAGUUGGACGAUUUAGUUGGACAGAUGUGCGGGCUGUCAUACAUCGCUAUACCUGUUCUAUACUCGGCCGAUUAAGUCGGCCAACUAUAAGUUGUAAGUGAGCGGGGUCUCUUACACAUUAGUACAGAAUUUUUUAUUUCUUUUUUUAAUUGUUAGUCUUUAUAAUUAAAUAAAAACAGCAUAGUUAAAAGAAUAAUUAUAACAUAGUUAAAAGAAUAAUUAUAACAAGAGCCGUGAUAGCCCAGUGGAUAUGACCUCUGCCUCCGAUUCCGGAGGGUGUGGGUUCGAAUCCGGUCCGGGGCAUGCACCUCCAACUUUUCAGUUGUGUGCAUUUUAAGAAAUUAAAUAUCACGUGUCGCAAUCGGUGAAGGAAAACAUCGUGAGAAAACCUGCAUACCAGAGAAUUACCUUAAUUCUCUGCGUGUGUGAAGUCUGCCAAUCCGCAUUGGGCCAGCGUGGUGGACUAUUGGCCUAACCCCUCUCAUUCUGAGAAGAGACUCGAGCUCAGCAGUGAGCCGAAUAUGGGUUGAUGACGAUGAAAAACAAUGUUGAUUAUGCCUUCAGUCCAGUUUUAAAAAGUUUUAGUAAUAAAGACUAAAAAUGCAUUAAAAACGAAACCAGAAUUCAGAUUUUAUUAAAUGAUAUCAUUAAAUAUUACCUAAUCAUUAUUUAUAAAGCCAAAAGAAGGCUGUGAUUUGUAAACUUAUUAUUAGAGAACGUGGAUUGCAGAACGCAGAAUUCAUUCUGUCUGCGGGAGUUAUAAAUAGGAAAAAUCACAAAGAAACAACAGAAAAUUAGAAAAUAUCGAAUAUUGUAAUUUGAAGGGAUUUACCACAUCCAUUUUAUGUAUUAAGUCAACGGGUCAGGUUUUUUAUAGAAUUACUACAUAAUGUAUUCUCAUAAUAUAAGAACUUUAGACUUAUUUUUAUCUAUAUGACGCUAGGUAAUUUAGUCGUAUAAUCAUGGCUGUGUUAGUGUCAAAAUGUUAAUAAAUAAUGGCUUUUAAUGAUGUAUUAAAUAUUGCCGUUUAAGGUGCGGUACUAUGAUAAAUUAAUAGUCGUUUGAAUUUGUAAAGCCUAGAAUUAGAAUAUAUAGCCUCAGUGACUAUACCCCAAAAUGCCUAAAUGAAUUUAUUUACAUUGCAAUCACUAACUGUUCGAUGAAUAAUUUGAGUUGCUACGCAUAUUAUCAAAAAUGCCGUGAUAGCCCAGUGGUUUCGACCUCUGCCUCCGAUUCCGGAAGGAGUAGGUUGGAAUCCGGCCCGGGCAUGCACCUCCAACUUUUUAGUUGUGUGCAUUUUAAGAAAUUAAAUAUCACGUGUCUCAAACGGUGAAGGAAAAACAUCGUGAAGAAACCUGCAUUCCUGAGAAUUUUCAUAUUUCUCUACAUGUGUGAAGUCUUCCAAUCCGUGGUGGACUAUUGGCCUACCACUCUCAUUCUGAGAGGAGACUUAUGCUCAACAGUGAGCCGAAUAUUGAUAAUAAUAAAUGAAUGAUGAUGUAUAUUUUUAAUCAUUUUCUUAUCCUAAAUAAAUAACAGAUGAGGGUAUAUAUUUCUUAUGCUGGAUCUGGAACUGUUAAGGUUUAUAUAAACACACAAACUGUCAUCUUAUUAAAUUCGAAGCAAAAAAGACUUCCCACCAUACACUAACUAUAUUAAAAGCAAAAUCUUCUUAAACUUUUAUAAUGAAUUAAUAGUUUGUUAUAAUAUUUGAUGACAUACGGAUCCGAGACUUGGUCGCUGACUAUGGGCCUUAUUAGAAGGCUCAAAGUCACUCAGCGGGCGAUGGAGCGAGCUAUGCUUGGAGUUUCUCUGCGUGAUCGAAUCAGGAAUGAGGAGAUCCGCAGACGAACCAAAGUCACUGACAUAGCUCAGCGAGUCGCGAAGCUGAAGUGGCAAUGGGCGGGCCACAUAGUUCGGAGAGCCGAUGGACGUUGGGGUCCCAAGGUGCUGGAAUGGCGACCCCGCACCGGAAAGCGCAGUGUUGGGCGACCCCCCACUAGGUGGACCGAGGAUAUCAAGCAGGUUGCAGGGUGCCGCUGGAUGCUGGCGGCUCGAGAUCGUUGUGCUUGGAGGUCCAUGCAAGAGGCCUAUGUCCAGCAGUGGACGUCUAUCGGCUGAUAAGGUAAGGUAAGGUAUAAUAUUUGUAGCGUGAUACCCAGUGAUGUCAUUUUAUUGUGGUAUUUAAUAAAAGUUAUUG
Molecule: messenger RNA, 4829 nt
Organism: Bicyclus anynana (squinting bush brown)
Lineage: Eukaryota; Metazoa; Arthropoda; Insecta; Lepidoptera; Nymphalidae
Gene: nAChRalpha2
Product: acetylcholine receptor subunit alpha-like 2
Exons: 8
Coding region: 162-1790 (542 amino acids)
Biological process (GO): signal transduction; regulation of membrane potential; monoatomic ion transmembrane transport
Cellular component (GO): synapse; postsynaptic membrane; neuron projection
Molecular function (GO): transmembrane signaling receptor activity; acetylcholine-gated monoatomic cation-selective channel activity
Source: RefSeq, a predicted model, not a curated record